Talaromyces rugulosus is the source of this 279-nucleotide messenger RNA. RefSeq lists its product as uncharacterized. The record is from RefSeq and is a predicted model, not a curated record. The transcript is spliced from 4 exons. Bases 1 to 279 code for a protein of 92 amino acids. NCBI's taxonomy places the organism in Eukaryota, Fungi, Ascomycota, Eurotiomycetes, Eurotiales, Trichocomaceae.
AUGUCCGGUAGAUACGCCUUCAACAAAUCGCUCAAGGAGCUGCGGUUCCUGUUUUGCCAGACUUCGUCGCACAGCGAUGCCACGCGAUCUUUCUUGAAUCGCGCAUACCCUACCAUGAAGAAGAAUAACCCCUACGUGCCAAUUCUGAUCCGAGAGGCGUCCGGCACCCAGCCCACGGUUUUUGCCAGAUACGAAUUGGGCAAGGAGAAACAAGAGAUUUUGUCUGGUUUGUCGGAUAAAGAAAUCGAGGAGAAGAUCACAAGUCUGGUGAAGCAAUAG